Molecule: messenger RNA, 558 nt
Organism: Lachancea fermentati
Lineage: Eukaryota; Fungi; Ascomycota; Saccharomycetes; Saccharomycetales; Saccharomycetaceae
Source: the annotation of a GenBank genome assembly
AUGAUAUCUGCAGCUAAACGUUCAAUCAUCAGCCAAGGGCGCCUCUUCUCUACAACUGCUUCUGCUAUGGGCAAGAAGGUUUUCUUUGACACCUCGAUCAAUGGUACAAAGCAGAACAGAAUUGAGUUCGAGCUGUAUGACGAAGUUGUCCCAAAAACCGCUGAGAAUUUCAGAGCUCUCUGUACAGGUGAGAAAGGAUUUGGCUACAAGGGCGUUCCUUUUCACAGAGUCAUUCCUAACUUCAUGUUGCAAGGUGGUGACACCGAUUUGACCAACGGCUACGGUGGUAAGUCCAUCUACGGUAACAAAUUUGCUGACGAGAACUUUACCAAGAAGCAUGAUAAAGCCGGUCUGCUCUCUAUGGCUAACGCUGGCCCAAACACCAAUGGCUCCCAAUUUUUCAUCACUACCGUUCCUUGCCCAUGGUUGGACGGUAAGCACGUGGUCUUCGGAGAGGUCACUAAAGGUAUGGACGUUGUCAAGACCAUAGAAGCAUUUGGUACCAUGUCCGGUAAGCCACGCGCUAAGAUCGUUGUCGAGGAAGCCGGCGAGUUGUGA